AACGAAUCGUUGACCCUGCCUUGCGCCUAGCAAGGAAGAGGCGCACGCAAAUGGGUCCCGUUUUCUGCCCUAGUUCCAGUCCCACAGAUGCUGGGUGCGGGAUUGCUCGUACUAAUUGAGCAUUCGCCCGUAUGGGGAGUCGUGAACAUAUCAGCAUUCGUUACUACUCUUCUUCUUAUUUGCCACUUUACAGACUCCAUUUCUGUGAUUAUAGUCUGCUCUCUGUUGUAUCGCUAUUUCAAUAGUUUCCUACGACGUACUCCUGUAUUACAGUCUUGCUACUUGUACUCAGGCCCGAGUGAUUGCACCGCAUAACGUGGACAUUGUUGGGGGCCGUAUCAGGAGGCUCAGGAGGCUUUCACUCAAACAAGCAUUUUUUCCAGUAACCCCAGGAAACAUUUUUACUUCGCUAUAGGGUCUGUUUGCUAUUUAAA
This is a messenger RNA of Aaosphaeria arxii CBS 175.79, 434 nucleotides long. RefSeq lists its product as uncharacterized. The coding region runs from base 88 to 315 and encodes 75 amino acids. Lineage: Eukaryota; Fungi; Ascomycota; Dothideomycetes; Pleosporales. The transcript has a single exon. The record is from RefSeq and is a predicted model, not a curated record.